AUGUUUCUGGACAAGCGUAUCCUGAAUUUCACUCCGCCUUGCACACCAUGUAUGUUCAUCUCCUUUCUGCUGGUUCUGCUCCCGGGAGUCACUCAUUUCUCCCAGGGAAGCGCCAGCCAUGACGAUAUUGGCAGCACACCAGCCAACUGCUCCGGUGAAGAUAACUGCUCCGAUGGGGUGGUGCUGCCCAUGUGGAACCCCCAAAACCCUGCAGUUGGUGACAAGGUGGCACGCGCCAUUGUUUACUUUGCAGCUCUCAUAUACAUGUUUCUGGGCAUGUCCAUUAUCGCAGACCGCUUCAUGUCUUCUAUCGAAGUCAUCACCUCUCAGGAAAGGGAAAUCACAAUCAAGAAGCCUAACGGUGAAACGACAACGACUACUGUACGCGUCUGGAAUGAGACGGUAUCCAACCUGACGCUGAUGGCGCUGGGCUCAUCUGCACCAGAGAUCCUGCUGUCUGUCAUUGAAGUGGUCGGCCAUGAUUUUGAGGCUGGAUCCCUGGGUCCCAGCACCAUUGUGGGCAGCGCUGCAUUCAACAUGUUCAUUAUUAUCGCUAUCUGUGUCUACGUGGUGCCAGAAAAUGAAACCCGCAAGGUAAAGCACCUGCGGGUAUUUUUUGUCACUGCUGCCUGGAGCAUCUUCGCCUAUAUCUGGCUGUAUAUCAUCCUGUCUGUGGUCUCGCCAGGGGAGGUGGAGGUUUGGGAGGCCGUCCUCACCUUCCUCUUCUUCCCUGUUUGUGUGCUGCAAGCCUGGAUUGCAGACCGGCGCCUGCUCUUCUACAAGUACGUCCAUAAGCGUUAUCGCGCUGACAAGACCCACGGCAUUAUCAUCGAGUCAGAGGGGGAUGCCAUGUUCACUAAAAUGGACUUGGAGAUGGACGGCCAGGGUGGGAACUCCCACACUCACCCCAAAGAGGCUCUGGAUGGGAUGCUGGAGGGGGUGGAGGAAGGUGGAGGGAUGAGUGCGGAGCAAGAUCAAGAGGAAGAGGCCCGGCGGGACAUGGCUCGCACUCUGAAAGACUUAAAGCAAAGGCACCCGGAGAAAGACAUGGAGCAGCUGAUUGAGAUGGCCAACUACCAAGUGCUGGUCCAACAGCAGAAGAGCCGUGCCUUCUAUCGCAUUCAAGCCACACGCAUGAUGAUCGGAGCUGGAAACAUCUUGAAAAAGCACGCCGCUGACCAGGCCAGAAAGGUGGUGAGCUGCCAUGAGGCCACAGGACAAGAGGAAGAUCCCCACACCAUCUACUUGCAGUUUGAGACAUCACACUACCAGUGCUUUGAGAACUGUGGCUCACUGAAGCUGUCAGUGACCCGGCAUGGGGGAGAAAGUGGCUGCACUGUGAAGGUGGACUACCGUACAGAGGAUGCGACUGCCAACGCCGGCUCAGACUACGAGUUUGCUGAGGGUACUUUGGUCUUCAAACCCGGUGAGACAACAAAAGAGUUCACCGUUGGCGUUAUUGAUGAUGACAUUUUUGAAGAGGAUGAGCAUUUCUACGUCCGCCUGAGUAAUCCACGUAUCGUGCAUCGAGCGGAGGUCUCUGUCCUGGAGCCGAGCUCCAUCACCUCCAGCAACAGCACGGUGGGCCUCUCCCAGGUUCCUCCGAAGGCAGCCCUGGGCAGCGCUCACACUGCCACGGUUACCAUUUAUGAUGAUGACCACGCAGGCAUUUUCACAUUCGAGAGUAACUCCAUGAGGGUCAGCGAGAGCAUCGGCAGCAUGCAGGUGAAAGUUCACCGGACGUCCGGGGCGAGGGGAAAGGUGGCAGUGCCGUAUCACACCGCCGAGGGCACCGCCAAGGCAGGAGAGGACUACGAGGAGGUGUCCGGCAAGCUGGAGUUUCAGAAUGAUGAGACCAUGAAGCUGCUGAAUGUGAAGGUGAUCGAUGACGAGGAGUACGAGAAGAACAAGACGUUCACGAUUGUGUUGGAAGAGCCCAUACUGCUGGAUGUGGGACAGAGACACGGAGACACCAACGAUAACAAGACAGCAGUGGGACCGGAAGACGUGUCAAAGAUGGGGUGCCCCUGUCUGGGUGAGCACACCAAGCUGGAGGUGGUAAUUGAGGAGUCCUAUGAAUUCAAGAGCACAGUGGACAAGCUGAUCAAGAAGACAAACCUGGCCCUGGUGGUGGGGAGCAGCAGCUGGAGGGAGCAGUUUGUUAGUGCUGUCACUGUCAGCGCAGGUGACGAUGACGAGGAAGAGAGCGGGGAGGAACGCUUGCCAUCCUGCUUUGAUUACAUCAUGCACUUUCUGACAGUUUUCUGGAAAGUCCUCUUCGCUUUUGUCCCACCCACUGAGUACUGGAACGGCUGGGCCUGUUUCUUCGUGUCCAUUUCCCUCAUCGGCGCUCUGACAGCUGUGACCGGGGACUUAGCCUCUCACUUUGGCUGCACCGUCGGUCUCAAAGACUCGGUCACCGCUGUGGUGUUCGUGGCCCUAGGCACCUCUGUUCCAGAUACAUUUGCGAGUAAAGUGGCAGCAAUCCAGGACCAAUACGCUGACGCCUCCAUCGGCAACGUGACGGGCAGCAACGCAGUUAAUGUAUUCCUGGGCAUCGGGGUGGCGUGGACCAUCGCGUCCAUUUACUGGAAGACCAAAGGCCAGGUGUUCAAGGUGAACCCGGGCUCCCUUGCCUUUUCCGUCACCGUCUUCACCAUCAUGGCGCUGGUGUGUGUGAUGGUGCUGCUCUACCGCCGGCGUCCAAGUGUGGCAGGUGGAGAGCUCGGGGGCCCACGGACACCCAAGCUCCUCACCUUCUUCAUGUUCCUCUCCCUCUGGUUCCUCUACAUCCUGUUGUCCUCCCUGGAGGCUUACUGCCAUUUGCCUGGCUUCUGAGACAGAGGGCGACACACAGACACAGCUCCUCUCCUUGUUUUUACAGUGUACUGAAUGUGUUUUUUCUCAGUUUUUGUCUAUUUUCACAAAGGUUUAUAACUAUUUGUAUCAUUAGUUAUUAUUGAUAAUGCGCAAUAUUUGAUUGACUUUGAAUCUUUGGACUUCGGAACUUCGCUUCCACCCACUACGGUGUGAAGUUUAGCUUUAGACACUGACAUUAACCCUCUUAUUAACUUGUUAUACUUUUUUUGAAACGGUAUGUUCCACUGGACACUUAUCCAUUCACGGCUAUCAGCAUAAAUCACAUCAAACCUUCUGUCAAUGGAAAUGUAAAACUUCUGGCAACGUGUCCUCUCACUGUGUGGACAAUUAUUUGAAUGUUUAAGUGUUAAGAAAACAAGAUUAAAGCAGUAUUGUGAAAGGGUGUUUAAAUGUGGAAAAUUAAAAAGAUCUUGCAAAGAAAGACAUUACUGAGACUAAGUGACAUAUUUGUGUGUUGAUAUUUACUACUCAAUCUAUACAUUAAUUAUUCAUUGUAUAUCAUGUAAAAGAUGAACAUUGUGUGUGGGAGUUUUGUGAAAGAGUAGGUGUGUUUAUUUUUGCAUGUUAUCAUAGUAAACGUUUCUUGGUGAUCUAUUUUGAAGUAGACCUACUGUACGUUAUAUUUCUGACAUGGCUGUUGACGUGUUGAUGUGUUUUCUGUACAUGUGACUCACAGCUGUAUCAUAAUCUUUUCUGCCUGGCCCCCCCUUACGCACAAAGUUUUCUCAAUCAAUCUCAUGUCCGCCAGGGUUAAAAAUGCCUUUUUUACAACAUAAGUCAACCUGGAGCAGAGUGCACGCUUUAAAUUGUAAUAUGAAGUGUUAAUUCAGUAAGAAAAGUUAGGAUUUUUGAGUGGUGUGUGUGAUGUGUGUGUUUGAAUGUGUGCACAUCUGCUCUCCAGCACAAAUUGACGAAAGGCAUUGCACUAUUUUGCCACUGACUCC
Etheostoma cragini (Arkansas darter) is the source of this 3824-nucleotide messenger RNA. It is a transcript of the gene slc8a4a, whose product is annotated as solute carrier family 8 member 4a. The record is from RefSeq and is a predicted model, not a curated record. Gene Ontology annotation, biological process: sodium ion transmembrane transport; cell communication; calcium ion import across plasma membrane. The coding region runs from base 1 to 2838 and encodes 945 amino acids. NCBI's taxonomy places the organism in Eukaryota, Metazoa, Chordata, Actinopteri, Perciformes, Percidae. The transcript is spliced from 7 exons. Gene Ontology annotation, molecular function: calcium:sodium antiporter activity. Gene Ontology annotation, cellular component: sarcolemma; postsynapse; axon.